CUCCGUUCUUUCAUGAAGAGCAGUACAAGGCUUCUGUUAUCAUGACUGGAGAGUCAAAUCAGACGGUCGUUACCGAUGAUGAUCACGGUGCCAUCUUGGCAAUUGUUACCUGGUGUUUGGGCUGCAUUUUGAUUUUUGCUACUGCAUUACGUAUUGGGACGCGAUUUCUGACAAAGAACGGCCCUUAUGUGGAUGACUUAUGUGUCAUUAUUGCUGUAGCAAUCGCCAUCGGUGGUAUGGUCGUCGUGUCCUUCGCUGUACAGUCUGGCCUGGGGAAACGAUACUCUCAACUGAGUGCGGAUCGCCGUGAUGAAAUACAGAAAGAAUGCUAUAUCGUUACCAUACUAUAUGUAUUGAGUGUCGGCAUCUCGAAACUAUCUGUCAUGGCAUUCCUCGACAGGCUCGCCUGCACGCGUUUACAACGACUUUGUGUGACCGUACUCAGUAUUCUUGUCUUACUCUGGACUAUCUCAGUCACCUUGGUCGUUGUGUUUGCUUGCGGACUACCUCAACCAUGGGGGUUCUACCAGAACCACUGCAUAGAAGUUUUGCCCUUCUGGUUCUCCGCUAGUGCAAUCGACGUCUCGACGGAUGUUAUCAUGAUACUGCUACCCAUUCAAAUUGUUGCUGGACUGGACAUCAAAACAAAGAAGAAGUUGAUUGUAAUGGCCAUCUUCACCCUUCGAUUAUUUUUGAUGGGCCUAUCCGUCAUCCGCGUUGUCCUCAUGCGUGCCUAUCUUCCCGAAGGCGCGGACCUGUCUUUCGAUAGCAUCCCUUUCCACACUAUAACACAAGCUCACGCAGCUCUAUCGAUAACUCUCGCUUGCGGACCGGCUUUCAAACCAUUUCUACACAAUAUUCGAACCAGUAUGCUGAGUUCUCGAUUAGCGAGGCGUAGGACACAAAGUUCAUUUGGGCAUGAUUCAUACGUCUCGAAAAGUCUUGUUGAUGGUACACAAGGCAGUAAAACCACGAAGAGCCUCAGAAGAUACUCACCGGUUGAUUGGCAUUUUGUGUCAAAUGACAAUCAUUCAUCACCCACUCGAGCCGAACCUGCUCCACUGGCCAAUGGCUACCAUAGCUGCGCGUUGCUGCACGAAAGGCAUACACUAUCUACACUCAGAACUAGUGAAGGAUCUUUCUCUAAUGAUAUGAAAAGCGCGCCACCGAUACGUCCGCCACCUCCGCCUGAUGAGCUAAGGCCUGAUCUUUCCAUCUUCGGACCAAGGAUUCUGCCAGGAUGUACCGACCCAGAAAUGCAUGCUAGUAAGACGGAGAACGACCUAGAAAGCAGGAAAAUUUAUGAGGGCCAGUCAAGGGAUAAGGAGAUGGCCAGGAGACCUGUGGAUCAUGAGUAUUCUAGAAAACGAAAGGAACACGCUUGAACCGAGGUGUAGCUAUUUUCCGGAAACGAAUUGCAACAUCUAUUAGGAAUGGCGACAUACUAUUACUUGCUCUAUCCGAACAUUAGUCGCUCCUGAGGUAGAACCGAAAAAUAUCAUUGUCAUCUUCAGAUUCCGUUAUUUGGAUGGUGUUUUUUUUCGGACCUUGAUCGCCCUUCCAUCUAUCCCAAACAUAAUUCUUGAACAUGAGCAUAUCAUUAAUGCUCCCAGUGCAAACAGGAGGCAUGUUUGUGAAUGUAUAUACAAUAGACAGAUUGCCUACUCAGUACCG
This is a messenger RNA of Periconia digitata, 1674 nucleotides long. The record is from the annotation of a GenBank genome assembly. Lineage: Eukaryota; Fungi; Ascomycota; Dothideomycetes; Pleosporales; Periconiaceae.